AUGGCUGGAGUGGAGACAGAGGGUGUGCAGCGUAUCGCGAGGGGAUUGUUGCCGGUGCAGAACGAAGUGGUGGCGGACUUUCGUGCGGCGAUUGCGAAGGUGUUGCCGGGUGAGGAAGUGCGUGUUGUGGUGGUAGCAUCGCAGCCGCAGUUCGGUGACUUCCAGUGCAACAAUGCGAUGGGUUUGUUUAAGAAGUUUAAAUCUAGUUUGCCUGAAGCCAAGAGUCCGAAGGAUGUGGGCGAGUUGAUCGCAGCUCAGCUGGAACCGGCGCACUACCAGGCGGUGAGUGUGGCUCCGGCUGGGUUCGUCACAGUAAAGUUGGACCCGCGUUGGAUCGCACAAAAAGUGUAUACGGAAGUGUUAGUGGCGACGAAGGAUGCAACGCUGAUUCCGUGUUUGGUAGCGAAGGGUCGCAAGGUGGGAGUGGACUUCAGUAGUCCUAACAUAGCGAAGGAGAUGCACGUGGGACAUUUGCGCUCCACGAUCCACGGCGAGACUUUGUGUCGUGUAUUAGAGUACGUUGGGAAUGAGGUGUGUCGCGUGAACCAUCUGGGAGACUGGGGGACACAGUUCGGUAUGUUAAUAGAGUACUUGAAGGAGUCAUACCCAAACUAUACUCAGGAGCCUCCGAAUCUGGGAGAUUUGAAUGAGUUCUACAAACGAAGCAAGGUUCGUUUCGAUGAGGACGAAGCAUUCAAAGAACGUGCGAGACGCAUGGUCGUGACACUGCAGUCGGGCAAUCCAGAGGCGCGUGCGGCUUGGGAGAUGCUCGUACGUAUUUCGCUACAGGAAUUCGAGAAAGUUUACAAAAGGUUAGGUGUCUCUCUGGAAGCCAAGGGUGAGAGUUUCUAUAAUAGCCUUAUUCCCCAGACCGUGGCCAUGUGCGAGCAACAAGGGUUGGUUGAAACUGUUGAAGGUGGUGCCAAAUGUGUGUUCGAACAUGGUCCGGACGCGCGUAAAAAUGAAGUACCUUUAAUGUUGGUCAAAUCCGAUGGUGGUUAUGGUUAUGAUAGCACUGAUGUCGCGGCUGUCUAUCACCGACUCAUCCAGGAACAUUUCAAGUGGUUUAUUUACGUCACCGAUAAGGGCCAGGAAGAACACUUCCUUAAAGUCUUCCGCUGCGCCGAACGAAUGGGCUGGCACACACCACCGGAGACGCGUCUCGACCACUGCGGCCUCGGCCUCGUUUGCGGCGACGACGGCAAAAAAUUCAAGACCCGCAGCGGCGAGGUUGUAAAGCUCGUCGAUCUUCUCGACGAAGCCGUCAAACGCUCCCUGCACCAACUCAAAGUGCGACGCGGAGACGCUUUGGUCGAAGUCCAGGCAGCUGAGACAGCGGAUAUGCGAACAUCUGAAAUCCAGACGCACAAGGAGGCUGACUCUCGACCGGCUAUGACACCUGCGACGGCUACACAGAUGGUCGAUCCGCAGGUAGCGGAGACGCAGGCGUCAGAGAUGCCCGACGACUCUGAAUUGUACGUGGUCGCCGAGAAAAUUGGAUACGCUGCGGUGCGGUACUUUGACAUGAGUCAGGUACGUACGGGCAACUACAAAUUUAGUUACGAUAAGAUGCUAGAUCCCAAGGGCAAUACCGCAGUCUAUUUGCUAUAUGCGUACGCUCGUGUGUGCGCCGUCUUCCGCAAGGCCGGCGUGGACGAAUCGGCCAUCUACAACCACCUGGAAACAGGGACCGACGCCUUUGCGAUCGGCAACGAGUGGGAACGGAAGCUUGCGCUCCAGCUACUUAAGCUCCCCGAUGCCUUGGACUCCGUACUCCAGGAUAUGAGUAAUCACAAAAUUUGCGAAUACGCAUACGACACAUGCGUCGUCUUCUCCGAAUUCUAUCAACACUGCCGGAUACUCGACGCCCCUGAACGCAACCAACGACUCGCGCUGUGUCUCGCUGUCAAACGUGCUCUCCAAACUGCUUUCCACCUCCUGGGCAUGCAGCCUCUUGAACAAAUCUAA
Gregarina niphandrodes is the source of this 1968-nucleotide messenger RNA. RefSeq names its product arginyl-tRNA synthetase. NCBI's taxonomy places the organism in Eukaryota, Apicomplexa, Conoidasida, Eugregarinorida, Gregarinidae. Gene Ontology annotation, biological process: arginyl-tRNA aminoacylation. Gene Ontology annotation, molecular function: arginine-tRNA ligase activity; ATP binding. The transcript has a single exon. The coding region runs from base 1 to 1968 and encodes 655 amino acids. Gene Ontology annotation, cellular component: cytoplasm. The record is from RefSeq and is a predicted model, not a curated record.